AUGGUCACCCUAUUAUUGCCAUGCUUUGGCUACUUUCUUGCUAAAUAUUAAGCAAGAGACGCGAGUCGCCGGGAAUCUAGAACGCAUCUGACUGCAAGCGUUCGAAUUUGGUCGCGUCGCGUUCAGAGCAGACGGGCUGUAAGAGGAGAGGAAUAUUUUGCCCUUUACUGCCCUAUAGAGAGACCGGUGACGUAGAGAAUCCCAAAAACUUGCGGAAAGUGUGGAGAAAAACAGACUGCAGUCUAUGCAUCUCCAGCGAAAAUGCGAGGAUACACUCAAACUCAUCGUAUUCGCUUCCAUGAAGCGCUUUAUGUCCUUUAUAUGUUGUGUUAUGUCAGUAAUUUAGCUUGUGCUGCUGCGGAAGUGUCGGACAAAACUGAAGUUUGGAACAAAACUCAGCUUCUCGAACUGUACAAUAAAGGUGUUUUCCGGUUGGAGAGUAUAUCGCAGAAGCUUUGCCUCUCAGCGGACACAUCCGGUCUAUCUCUGACCAGCUGUGACCCCCCGUCUGCCACCUUGCUUUGGAAAUGGGUGUCCCGGCACCGUCUCUACAAUCUGGGCACCAAACGAUGUCUUGGGAUCAAUGCGACCAAGUUGCUGCAGCCUGAUGUGGGCGUCUUUGAGUGUGACGUUUCCCUCCCAACCAUGUGGUGGCGCUGUGGAAGCAGCAUGUUAUAUAGUGCGAUGAAUAAUAAGCUAACGGUGGUGGACUCCAAAGUGGUGGUGAGGAAGACCACAUCAGUGCAUCAGUGGAGGAUUUACGGUGCAGCCGGUGAAGGGCCAUGCGCUUACCCAUAUGAAGACAUCCACACGUUACAAGGAAACUCCCGUGGGAUGACCUGCUCCAUACCCUUCAAAUACAACAAUAAAUGGUUCUGGGAUUGUACCUCUGAGGGCAGAGAGGACCGUCACCUCUGGUGUGCCACCACUAACCGCUAUGAUCAAGAUGAGAAAUGGGGCUUCUGCCCUAAUCCAGUGUCAGACUGCAAUGAAUUCUGGGAGAGCCAUCCAGAGCUGAAUGCCUGUUAUCAGUUUAACUUGUACUCCAUCCUCACCUGGAGUCAAGCUCUUACUUCCUGUCAAGCACAGGGUGGGAGUCUUCUGUCCAUCACACAGUCCAGUGAACAGAGCUAUAUCAUAGGAAGACUCUUAGAUAUGGGUGUGAUGGUCUGGAUUGGAUUAAACCAUCUCAGUCAACACGGGGGAUGGCAGUGGUCUGAUGGAUCUCCUUUGGCUCUUGUCAGUUAUACCGCAGAUCUAACCUCCACGCCGGUGCAGGAGAACCAGCAGUGUGGGGUGUUUAACUCCACGCUGGGUUCCUGGCAGAGUCUGUCCUGUGAGUCAGCCUUGCCUUACAUCUGCAAGAAAACCACCAAACACAACCGCAAUGCCGAGCCGCUUGAUGACUGGCAAUAUAAGGAGACGAUUUGUCCUGAUGGUUGGUUGGACCACAAUGCGUUUUGUUACCGGUGCGUGGAGGAGAAGUUGAGCUGGGACAGCUCUUCUAGCGCAUGCAAAGCUCUGGAGGCAGAACUGGUCAGCAUCCACUCCCUUUCCCAACAGGAACUACUACUGAAACUGCUCUCCAAUGGAUCCAACUCUAAGGUGUGGAUCGGCUUGCAUAAGGAGGCCAAACUUUCAACAGUCCAGUGGUCUGACGGCUCUCCCGUCACAUUCACAUCCUGGUACUCUCAGGAACCUUCCCAUUGCCAUGGCGACAAACAAAUCUGCGUUACCGCGGACUGGAAGGAAGGCAGAUGGCAGUUUGAAGAUUGCGAAGAGCAGCAUGCAGCAAUCUGUAAGGCAAGGGGCCUUGUUCCCCAGCAUCCUACUGGAGAAUGGGAUGAAGGAUGUUCAGAGGGAUGGAGAAGGAAGGACAACUGGUGUUAUAAAAUCACAGAUCAGGAGCAGACGUUUGAGGAUGCAGUGAAAGGAUAUUACUGCAGAUCUCCUCUUGUUACUGUAGAAAGCAGGUUUGAGCAGACCUUUCUAAAUAGCCUGAUCAGUGAAAUGGGAGGCUCUCAGUACCGAUUCUACUGGACAGCUCUGCAGGACCAGAACAGAACUGGCGAGUACCGCUGGCUGACUCAGAAUGGCUCGUCGGCAACCCUCACCUACACCAACUGGAACCGACACCAGCCAGUGAUUGGAGGAGGGUGUGUGGUGAUGUCUGGAGGUCAGGCUCUAGGUCACUGGGAGGUGAAAAAUUGUCAUACCUUUAAGGCCCUGGCUGUGUGCAAACAGGAAGUUAGUGGUAACCAUGACACCCUGAUGCCUGUGCCACACAUAGAUAUGAAUGCACAAUGUCCGACAGGAUGGGAGAGCCGCAAAGGCCUGUCUCACUGUUACAAGGUGUAUCACAGUGAGAAGAUCCUGAUGCAUCGCACCUGGACUGAGGCUCAGUUCUUCUGCCGGGCUUUGGGUGCUGAUCUGGCCAGUUUCCAUCACUAUGAAGAUCAGACUUUUGUCAAAAAGCUCCUCUCCAUGAUGUUCCAAAGUACAGAGGGUCGCUGGUUUUGGGUGGGCUUUACUAAGAGAAACCCUUGGUCUGAUGGAGCCUGGGAGUGGUCCGAUGGCACACCGGUGGUGACAUCGUUCAUUGAGGAUAUGAAUGAAUUGGACUCUCGCAUGUGUGCUGUGUACAGUGACCUCACAAACACUCUCACGCCUCACUCAUGCGACUCCAAAUAUGAAUGGAUUUGCAAGGUCCCUAGAGGUGUGGAGUUGGUCAAACCAUACUGGUACAGCGACCAACAAGAGCCGUGGGUGUUUUUCCGUGGAGCUGAAUAUUACUUUGCCAGUAAGCCAUUUCCCUGGGGGUCCGUCUCCUUUGCCUGUAAGAUGAUGGGUGCUGAUCUGCUCUCUGUUCACUCUAGAGAGGAACUGGACUUCAUCAGAGAACACAUGAUCAAGGUCUCUGAAUAUUGGUGGAUUGGUUUGUCUGCUAACAGUGGUCACAAUGGUCUCAGUUGGACUGAUGGAUCCGCUUUGGAUUAUGAGAACUGGGAAAAUGGUCGAUUUUACCGAAAGCCUGGCCAAAACUGCAUCCAGAUGUCGUCUCAAUCUGGUCAGUGGUCAGCAGGAAGCUGUAAAGAUCGACAUGGUUACGUGUGCAAGCGCAGAACAGUGUCUUUAGUGGAGGAUCCACGCGAGCCUCACUAUGUCGGCCGCUGCCCAGAAAACUGGUUCUACUAUGGACACAAGUGUCUAUUUCUGCAUCUCCCAACCCAUCCGGAAGAUGGGAAAACCUGGCAGGAUGCUCAAUCCAUCUGCUCAUCCUAUCAGGGAUCUCUGGUGUCCAUAGAGGACGAAAUUGAACAAGCUUACAUCGUCAUGCUGCUUAAUGGCUGGUCAGCGGGGCUUUGGAUUGGUGCACGGGGUCGUUUUUCCUCUAAAUGGAGCAAUGGGAAGCCACUCAGCUAUAAUAACUGGGAGAUGUCUAAUUAUAGAUCUCCUGAAGAACCUCAUUGUACUUACCUGUCCAACAGUCACAACUUCCGGGUGACAGGGCUAUGGCAGGAUGACGUCUGUACUGAGAGCGUCUAUGGCUUUGUCUGCCAGAAGCCGCAAGACAUCACCAAGCGUCCUACACAAUCCUAUUAUACCGCUUCCUCUCUGGACUCAUCUGAGUAUAAGAACCACAGUUACCGUAUCAUUCAUGGCAAUUUGAGCUGGUACCAGGCCCAGAAAACAUGUUUGGAGAAGGGGGCGGCACUUGUGAGCAUCACAGACCCGUUUCAGCAGGCCUAUCUCACUGUGCUGAUCAGCAGGCUUGAAGCCCCACACUGGAUCGGCUUGUACAGCACAGAUGAUGGUAUCUCUCACCAGUGGUCUGAUGGCAGUGAGAUUUCCUUCACUUACUGGGAAGUGUCUAAUUAUUACCCAGAGGGGCCUAUGGGAGAUGGAGGCUGCAUGUCCAUGGAUGUUAACGGACGCUGGAAAGAUGUUGAAUGUGACAUGUUGUUAUCAGGAGCGAUAUGCUACAUGCCUCCUCCGAAAAGCAUUGCUUUCUCCUAUGAAGUGGUAUGUCCUGAGACCUGGGUGAAGUUUCGUGGGAGCUGCUAUUAUUUUGAAACAGUUAUAUUAAAGAUGACCCUGGAGGAAGCGAGAAAUCACUGUAAAAAGAAGGGAAAUUUUUCAGAUGUUCUUACAGUUCAAGAUGAUGAGGAGAGCCGGUUCUUCCUUAAAGAGAUGUCACCUCAUUACCGCGGCCCUCAGAAUUUGUGGCUAGGAAUUUUAUACGACACUGACACUGAUGCUUUGACUCGACUGGAUGGCUCACCGCUCCAUUACACUAACUGGCGCUCCAAAGCUCCAGAUGCCAGUGACAUGAGGGCUGAUUCAUGUGUGACCAUGCAGGUUUCAGAUGCUGUGUGGCAGUUAGCCGACUGCACUGAGAAACUGGGCUUUAUCUGCAAAACCUCAACAGGUGCCAUCAAAGAGGUAGAACUGGAGCCAUUGAAAGGUCUACACCAAGGUGUGAUCUCAGCAGCUGCGUUGGUGGCCAUUGCGCUGUUUGCUGUGGUGAUCGGAUCAUUGUGGCUCCUUUACAAGAGAAACUCUCUGUGCAUCCUAAGGCUUCCAACGUUUGGCAGUGCCUAUUACAGACAGACAAGUUUCCAAGGAAACGACCAAGAUGAAAAUGUUUUACUCCCAGACCUAGAGCCACAAGCAGGGGACUAGCAUGUGUUUGUGUGAGCGUAUAGGUGCAUGUUUCCAUUUGUGUUUUGAGUGAGAGUGUGUUCAUUCAGUCAGGGAAACUGCAGUAGGAAUGAUGAGGAUAGUCGAGUUGUCUGUCCGUACUGUAGCUAUAGGAGGAUACUGUGCACAUACAGAUCUUAUAAAGCCCCAAGACAGACCAUUUAAACGCAUUAUGAAAGGGAUAUCCUUUAGGAAGUGAGAAAUGGGUCUUUUUCACUUUGUCUUAUAUUCAGGACAACAACAGAAUUCCUCUUGGAUGUAAAAGUUAAAAUGGGCCAAAUGGCUUGAUUUGUUGAGUGUGGUUUAAUAUUAAAGUGUUGAGGCCUGUUUACACUAAAACAAAUGUAUAUCAUGCAAAUGUGUAAAAAAAAACAUUGGACAGUUUGAAUGACACUGCAAUUUCAUUUUCUGACACCCGCUUUUCAUGAAGAAGAAAAAAGGCUAGUUCCAGAUUGUUCCUCUGUUGUUUAUUGUCGCUUAUCAAAAUAUGCCACCAAGUCGUAGUUUUAUGUAACAGCAGCAUGUUUGGGCACAUAACCAAAAGUGUGACUCUUAUUGGUUGACUAGUUUUCUUUGCAGUGCAAUGGCAAAGAGAUUAGAACUCCUCUCUGUAAAAAAAUUCCAUCAGUUGUUUUAUUGCACAAAUUUUGCAUCAAACAUUCGUCGUUUUGUAAACAGGCCUUUUAAAGUCAACAUGAAAUCAAAAUUGACCCUAUUUACUUUCUUAAAGGUGCACUCAGUAUUUUUAUCCUCAUUAAAGUUGUAUACAUAAGGAAACAAAUAGUAUUUUGAAAAGGAUAUAUAACAAAACAAAUGCAUUCCUAGUCUUAAUGGGCACGAUCUUGUUAAACAAACAAACAAAAAAAAAAAUCUUUGUAAUCUUUUAUCAAAAUAUAACAACUUGCUCCACUUCUGAAACAAAUUUCCUUUCUGAUGACAUCACCAAGGCCACUUACAUUUUAACCAAUGGUUGUCUGGCAGUGUGUGAAGAGGGGAAGAGUCAUUCACAAUUGACUGCAAACUGUUGUAUGAAGCAGACACUUUUAAUAAUGGGUAACAUUUCGAAACAUCCAUCACAUUACGAAAGUAAAAGGGGUUGUGGGUGUCAUUUCUUGUUGACUUUUAAGUGUUACUUUUUAACAUUUGCAACUAUUCAACAAUGCAACUUUUGGAUCUCUAUGAGCCUUCUAUCCAGGGCGAACUGCUUUUCUGAAGUCUUCAAAUAAUUAAUCUACAGCAGGAUGCUUGUUCUUACAAGUAGUUUGUUCUAGUUAAAACAAUAAACUACUAUCAAAAAGCCACUGCACACCAAAGCAAAGCAGAACAGCUUGGCCAUGAGUAAACGUUUACCUUGCACCUUUGGUGGUGUUAUCAGUGUUACAACCUUAUUUUAGUAUUAUUUUCUCUCCUUUGAAAUAUGAAACUGGUUUGAUCAGAAGUGUGUAUGCAUUACAUGUUUGUUCUUUAUGCGCACCUUACUUUUGCACAGCUCCCAGAUCACCGGAGCCGUGUUGUUGUAAUAAAGGCCACAGAUGCACUUCAAAUUCUUAUUCCGUGGUUUAAAAAAUAAUCUACAUUUAAAAACUUCCUCUUUAUUUCAGCUGUGUUCGCUUCUCUGCCUUUUAGCAUUGUCUAAUGGAAAUUAUUAAUGCUUCAUUUAAGAAUUUAUUCUAUUGCAAAAAUGUGAAUGAAGAACAUUGUUUUUAAUCAUCUAGUGUUUCUCUACAUUUUUGGGAAUAAGGGCACACACAAAGACUACAUUUAAGUUUCAGAAAUCCCCUCUGUACUUCCUAAUAAGCCAUGCAUAUUAAACCGCCUUGUAUAUUUGGUAAUUGUGUUGUGGUAAUGAGUGUGAAUGUGGUAGUGAGAACUAUAUUGCAAGACAAUCAAGGCUUCAUUGUUUUGCUGAAACAGAUUUCAUAUAUUGGUAAUACAUUUUGAUAAGCAGUUACAUUCUAAAAUACAGUAGCUUCUUUCCAUUCUGAACUUUUAUAUUACUGUAAAACUGUGGAUUUGUGUGUUUUUCCAUAUGUAUAAUUGUGUUUAAAGGGUCUGCAUAGUGUUAUUGUGUGUCAGUUUACAUUUUGUUCUUUUUGGUAAUGUUUAGCAGUUUUUCAGUAUAAGGUAUAAUUGUCACUGUCUCUUUUGUGAGUUUUUUUUUCUCUUCUUUUCAACAACACUUGAUCAGUUUAAUGUGACCAAAUGCAUUUUCAAUAUGUUUCACCUGGUCCGUGAUUUAAAAUAAAUGAUUAAAACCUCUGUAAAACCCAUCUCGAGUCAAAUAAGUCGAAUUGAUCAUGACUUUUAAGCAGAGAACUAAGAAAGUAUGCAGUGAAUCUAUAAUCAAACACACUUACUUUGAAAU
Molecule: messenger RNA, 7066 nt
Organism: Sinocyclocheilus anshuiensis
Lineage: Eukaryota; Metazoa; Chordata; Actinopteri; Cypriniformes; Cyprinidae
Product: secretory phospholipase A2 receptor-like
Exons: 30
Coding region: 262-4683 (1473 amino acids)
Source: RefSeq, a predicted model, not a curated record